AUGCCAUCGACACAAUUUUUACUCGUAUAUCUCGACGAGAAUAGAGAAAUCCGUCUAGAAUCUUCUGGGCCAAUCGCGGAUAGCUGCCACACGGUACUAUCCAUGAAGGUGAUUGAUGCAUUUCUGAGAGCUGGUCAGAUGUCUAGAGAAGUCUGCAUCCCCAACCACCAAGCAGUCGAGACCAGCGUAACACUUGCCCCUUGUCAAAAAGAGCCAGACACAGAGAAAGGUUUUUCUCAUCCAUCGAUAUCCAUCCAGAUGCAUUCUGGAGGCACCAAGCUUGCGAAUAAUCGGCUCAUGAGACAGCCUAUCACCGAGGCUGCUAAUUUUCAGCCUGCCUACAAUGAGCCGUCACCAUUUUUCCCCAGUGAAACUUCCGAAUAUAAAUGGCAGGGUUUUUCCAACGAAACAUACAAGUCUAUGGGCGACAAGAAAGCCGCGAUAUCAGUCAAGAACCAUGAUCUCUUGGCCCUUUAUUAUGAAAAGGCCUUCGAGAAUAUCCAGCAGACCAAUUGCCGGACUCUAGCUAAAGCCUAUGUCAAGCUUGUAGAGCCUCAGAAACAGGUGAAUUACCCAUACAAUGGACGUAAGGUCAUCGCAGGUACUAAAAGACAACUUGAUCCUAAUGAGACUAAACCACCGUGGUGGCCCUCGAGAGUCACCCAUCGGGAGCCAGAUCACCUUCCUAAAUUUGUUCAUAUUCUUUGUGAGCUGCGCACCAGCCACGGGAUUUCGGUUGCAAAACUUAGAGAAGCCGAUCAGCAAGUUCGCCAUCACAUUAAUCCACCUGAACGAUUGCACAUCCUGGACGAGUUAUAUCGAGUCAGGCAACAAGAGGAAGGGUUAUUAGACGGACACAAUGACGAGCAAACGACGGCUUGGAUCUCCCACGCAAAUUUUCCUGGGUCUUUAGAGGCUCCUAGCCAGACAAGCAAUACUUUCAACAGCGGCCCUAUCCACACUAUUUUCACUCGAGAUAGAAAGACGCUGGACCACUCAGCAUCACCAUGGAGCAAUCAUGCCCUCGGAAACAAAAUUGUCAAAGAUGAUAAGAAACAUAUGAUCUCGUUAAAAGCCGGUUCUGAAUAUGGCUCUUCGGUUGCCGCUCGACCUUUGAAGAGGAGACUCAAGGUUGCAGAGGUCCACUCAGCAGCUCGGCCAAAGAGCUCUCUUCUUCCUACGCCCUAUCCCCUUCCUCCUACUGUUACCGAGCAAUUAUCUCUUGUCGACUACUAUGACCCGGCUUUUCUGAUCCAGACUCUCAAGCUUCCAGAACUCAGCCAAUCGAAAACCAGCAUGCCAAAUCAAUCAUUGCAGCAUCAGGAAACGUGCGACAUCUAUCUCCAGAAUCCCACCUUCGACACCUCAGCCCAAUACUGGCCAAUGCUGGAUCCAAUCUGCCAUCUCACCCCCAACAUUGGUUUACCACAAUCCCAACCACUUGCCCCAGAUCCACAUUUUAAUAUGUGGUUUCCCCCGAUGUGGAUUGAUGGCAUGACUGCUCCUGGAACAUCAGCCUGUUCACUCCCAAAUCCAAUAACACCGAAAGCUGAAGCGGCUUAUGUCCCGACUCGGAGUUUUUAG
Molecule: messenger RNA, 1584 nt
Organism: Penicillium cosmopolitanum
Lineage: Eukaryota; Fungi; Ascomycota; Eurotiomycetes; Eurotiales; Aspergillaceae
Product: DUF2841 domain-containing protein
Exons: 4
Coding region: 1-1584 (527 amino acids)
Source: RefSeq, a predicted model, not a curated record